AUGACGCGGCAUUCACAUUUCCAGACCGGUCGCAGACCUCGAGGUUAUCCCGGCUUCCAGCUAGACGAGACUCGUGUCACCGGCCCAAUAUCCUUCCUCAAUCCCACUGCCGCACACUAUAAACCAACCCAGCACACAGAAGAGACUCGGCCUCCUCCACAAAUCGAGCGUCUCUGGCGAUCUCGCGACAACAGAAAAGGCCGACAUGCCAUUCGCAUCGAUACAGAGGCCCUACCCCAUGAAACGGGAGUCAAGGUACCACCACUUACGCGGUCAUUCUCAUCGGUAGCCAAGAUCUUUCUCCAGAUGGUGACCUACGUCCCUUAUUGGGACGUGUCGUAUCUAGUCGCCAUGAGCUUCACUAUCGGGUCCGCCGUCUUCAUCGUCAAUGGGUUCUUCGUGUGGUUACCACUCGCAGCCAAGAACACCGAGUUUCCGGGUGAGAUUGAAGUUGCCGGCGGUUGGACUGGGUUCGUCGGCGCGACCAUAUUCGAAAUCGGAGGUAUAUUACUGAUGUUUGAAGCAUUUAAUACCAACCAGACUGGAUGUUUUGGCUGGGCGCUUCAAACUGUCGUCGAGAAAUCUAUCGAGGAUGGGAUUCCUCACCAUGCAAUUAAAGAGCUCAAGCCGAAGAUCUCAAAGUGUGAGCAUCAUCAGGCGAAUCGGAAAUCGUUUCUCCGGGAGAGACACUUUCAUCAUGCUAGUGACGAUGCUCAUCUUCAUCGGGACGACACAGGUUACGUUACUUCGUCAACAGAUGGCAGGACAUUCCGAUGGAUACCGUCGAUGAAGGAAUUCCGGCAUUAUUUUCAUGAGAUUGGCUUUCUAGCUUCUUUUAUCUUAUUUUUGAGCGCAACAGUCUUCUAUAUUGGUGCAAUUGUUGGCGUUCCUGGUAUCAUUAAUCACCUGAGCAAGGGAGUCACUGAUGGCCUCUACUGGGGUACUAGUACUCUUGGUGGGUUGGGAUUCACUAUAAGCUCAUGGAUGUACAUGCUUGAGACGCAGUCCAAGUGGUACCUUCCUGCUUGGCGUGUUCUGGGCUGGCACGUUGGGUUCUGGAAUUUGAUUGGCAGUGUUGGGUUUACUCUUUGUGGUGCACUGGGACCGGCGAGUGACAACUCUGGCGUGGAUUAUCAAUCUUCACUCGCUACAUUCUGGGGCUCGGUGGCUUUCAUGAUAGGAUCUAUGAUCCAGUGGUAUGAGAGUUUGCAGAAGCAUCCCGUUGAGAAAAAAUGA
Messenger RNA from Penicillium robsamsonii, 1236 nucleotides. RefSeq lists its product as uncharacterized. The record is from RefSeq and is a predicted model, not a curated record. The coding region runs from base 1 to 1236 and encodes 411 amino acids. The transcript has a single exon. Lineage: Eukaryota; Fungi; Ascomycota; Eurotiomycetes; Eurotiales; Aspergillaceae.